AUGGCGGAACACCGAGCCGGGACUGCCAGAGCCGCUGCCGUCGCAGCCCAGCUCCAACAGGAGGUGUCCCUCCUUCUGGAGCUCUACAAGAAAAAAGAGGACCUCCAUGUGGACGUGUCUGAGGUCCGGCUGGUGUCGGUUCCUCCUCCUUCCUCCCAGCUGGACAGCAGAGACAAACUCUGGCGCCUCCACUCUGCUCUGCUGCAGUGCCGCACGUUGCUGGAACGAGCCACAACCAAAGAAGACGAGGAGCUGGGUGGUAGAGAGAAGGGCAGGUAUGAAAAACAGAGGGAGGUGGUGAAGAACAGACUGUCGCUCCUCCUCAUCAACACUGCAGAGCUGCUCAAAGCUGCGGACGGCGCCGCCAUCUUGGCUCCAAACCUGGACGACUUUGAGGUAGAGCGUCUGAGCAAUCUGUUCGAGCUGAAGCUCUGGAUUUACCGGAUCUACAGAGAGGUGGAGCACUGGACCAGGACGGCUGUCGCCACCUUGAAGGAGCUGUCGUCCGACACGCCCAAAGAGCGAAAGAGGAUAACGCCGGCGACACGGAGCACGAGAAGCACGAGGAGAUGAGAUGGAGAUGUGAAGAGCAUGUGUGGGUGAUGAAGAGUGUGAG
This is a messenger RNA of Nematolebias whitei (Rio pearlfish), 616 nucleotides long. RefSeq names its product ciliary neurotrophic factor (gene cntf). Lineage: Eukaryota; Metazoa; Chordata; Actinopteri; Cyprinodontiformes; Rivulidae. The transcript is spliced from 3 exons. The record is from RefSeq and is a predicted model, not a curated record. Gene Ontology annotation, molecular function: ciliary neurotrophic factor receptor binding. Bases 1 to 573 code for a protein of 190 amino acids. Gene Ontology annotation, biological process: ciliary neurotrophic factor-mediated signaling pathway; negative regulation of neuron apoptotic process.